Panonychus citri (citrus red mite) is the source of this 351-nucleotide messenger RNA. RefSeq names its product U-scoloptoxin(01)-Cw1a-like. Lineage: Eukaryota; Metazoa; Arthropoda; Arachnida; Trombidiformes; Tetranychidae. The record is from RefSeq and is a predicted model, not a curated record. The transcript is spliced from 2 exons. Bases 1 to 351 code for a protein of 116 amino acids. Gene Ontology annotation, cellular component: extracellular region. Gene Ontology annotation, molecular function: chitin binding.
AUGGUUACUUCCGUUUAUCAAAUUACCAUCAUGAUGAAAUUCAUCUUUGCCCUUUUCUUUGUUUUCUCCAGCAUUUCAUGUCACGAGAUUAUUCAGCAAGUCCAUGAGGAACCCAUUCCCGUUUCACCUCAACAAUUGGCCGCUGAUUCAGUAGAUUUUGAUUGUACUGGUCGAAGUGCAGGUUAUUAUGCCGAUGUUAGCCAAGAGUGUAAAGUUUACCAUGUCUGCACACCAACCGAAUCGGAAACAAUCAGACAUUCGUUCAAUUGUCCAGAGGGAACAGCCUUUGACCAGACAACCUUUACCUGUGAUUUUAUCACCAAAGUUGCUUGUCAAGUUGAUCAAUUUUAA